Coniosporium apollinis CBS 100218 is the source of this 1821-nucleotide messenger RNA. RefSeq names its product gamma-glutamyltranspeptidase. Bases 1 to 1821 code for a protein of 606 amino acids. The transcript is spliced from 3 exons. The record is from RefSeq and is a predicted model, not a curated record. NCBI's taxonomy places the organism in Eukaryota, Fungi, Ascomycota, Dothideomycetes.
AUGCCUCUGAACGCGAGCGCCAUAUACCCGGCAACGGACCCCUCGUUUAUCUCUUUCCCAAGCCGGCGAAGCGUAGUACACAGCACGAAAGGAAUUGUCGCCUCCACUCAACCACUCGCUACUCAAGCUGGGAUUCGCAUAUUGAGAGAAGGAGGAAAUGCUGCGGACGCGGCAGUCGCAGUCGCAGCUGCGCUCAAUUUGACCGAGCCCGGCUCCACGGGGAUAGGGGGAGACAUGUUCUGCCUGUUCUACAACGCCAAGACGAAGAAAGUUCAUGCUCUCAACGGCUCCGGCCGUGCUGGCUCGAAAUGCACAUUGGAGACGAUACGAAAGAGCCUGGGAAUCGCAGACGGGGAGCCCGGCGCCAUACCCAUGGACAGCGUGCAUGCGGCCACCGUGCCAGGCGCGGCAGCUGGGUGGGUAGAUGCCGUUGAGAAGUUUGGUAGCGGGAAGGUGUCGCUGGAGCAGAUCCUUAUGCCAGCAAUCGAGCUAGCGGAGGAGGGGUUCCCGGUUUCAGAGCUCUCGGCAACUUUCUGGGAAGCAAGCGAGGGCGCGAUCUUGAGUGCCUCGCCAAACUAUGAAGAGAUGCUCAAGAAAGACACCUCAGCGCCAAAGGGCUGUCGUGCUCCCAGAGCAGGCGAAAUAUUCAAGAAUCCUGGCUUGGGGAAUACGUUCCGGUUGUUAGCCAAGCACGGCAAGAAGGGGUUUUACGAGAGCUCAGUGGCCGAAGAACUGAUCAAAGUCACGUCUGACCUCGGUGGAUACCUUACCAUGGAUGAUCUGAAGCACCAUGCAGAGACCGGGAGUGAGGAGGUGGACGCAAUAUCCCUCAAGUUUGGCGGCCAAGGCGUGCGCGAUUCCCACAACAAGCACCUGGACCACCCGAAUAGCGAAGGCGUUGAAAUAUGGGAGCAUCCACCAAACGGCCAAGGCAUCGUUGCCCUGAUGGCCCUCGGCAUGCUUCAGGAGCUCGAAAAGGCCGGCAAGAUCGGCCGCUGGAAGGCCACCGACCACAACAGCGCCGAGCACCUACACGCCGUGAUCGAGGUCCUGCGCAUCGCCUUCGCAGACGCCAGCUGGUGGGUCACCGACCCGAACGUGAAGAAAGUCCCCUCCGCCGAGCUCAUCUCCUCGGCCUACCUCGCCGAGCGGGCAAAGCUGUUCAAUCCGGAGCAGGCCACCGACACCGUGCAUCACGGCUCACCAGCCCACAACCACUCCGACACAGUCUACUUCGCCGCCACCGACAGCGAGGGCAACGGCAUCUCCUUCAUCAACAGCAACUACGGCGGCUUCGGCACGGCAAUCGUGCCUAAGGGCUGCGGGUUUACGCUGCAGAACCGCGGCGCGAACUUCAGCCUUGAUCCAGAGCACCCGAACAGGCUGGCGCCGAAUAAGCGCCCGUAUCACACUAUCAUCCCCGCGAUGAUUACGAACCCGAGUGAUGGGAGCUUGCAUACGGUGUAUGGCGUCAUGGGCGGGUUUAUGCAGCCGCAGGGCCAUGUGCAGGUUCUGCUGAAUAUGCUGGUGUUCGAGCUUAAUCCACAAGCUGCGCUCGACGCGCCGAGGAUUUGUAUCGGUGCGGGCAUGCCUGGAGCGGAUGGGAAGGUGUUCGAUCGGACGGUGUAUCUUGAGGAUGGGAUCAGGGAGGACGUUGUGAAGGGGCUGGAGAAGUUGGGACAUCAUGUCCAGGUCGUCAAGGGGUAUCAGAGGGGGUUGUUUGGGAGAGGCCAGGUUAUCAGGGCGCAUGAGGAGGAUGGACAGAUUGUGUAUAGUGCUGGGAGUGAUCCGAGGGGUGAUGGAGCGGCGAUGCCGUUGUAG